Messenger RNA from Aspergillus ochraceoroseus IBT 24754, 997 nucleotides. It is a transcript of the gene rrg9, whose product is annotated as mitochondrial ribosome assembly protein RRG9. Gene Ontology annotation, cellular component: nucleus. The record is from RefSeq and is a predicted model, not a curated record. The coding region runs from base 25 to 891 and encodes 288 amino acids. The transcript has a single exon. Lineage: Eukaryota; Fungi; Ascomycota; Eurotiomycetes; Eurotiales; Aspergillaceae.
UGAUGAGACACAAAAAUUUCCACCAUGGCGUCUCUUUGCCCUACCUCAGCUAAACUAUCACUUCCCACCAUCCUCCGAAACCUAUUUUACUCCGGACACGUACCACACGUUUACACUCGUCGAACUCAUCAAUGUGAUGCUCGUUCGCCCUCGAACGGAUCUUUUCCUUCCUACCACGCGCUCGGAAAUCAAAGAUACUUGAGCUCCUCCCGCUGUGCUCAUUUCCCCCGAAACGAUUCCCUUGAAUAUUCUCAAGCCGCGGCUCCAGUCACCUCGGAUAAUUUAGCUGUGGACCAACCAGACCAAAUUGCAGACCACAGCCUGAUUAAAAGUCCGCAAAAUGCGCCUUCUUCACUCAUUACGAACUCAAACUCAAAACCAAAACACACGAGAUCGCAUGUAAAAACCGAUUCUCAAAUCUAUCGCCAAAGAGCAGAUAAAUCUUCCAGGACAAAUAAAGAUGUGCCAAACGACAGAAAGCCCCUAGGGCCCUACCCAAAAAAGAAACGCGAGGCGUGGCAGAUCCAGAAAGACGCUCUGAGGAAGAAAUUUGAAGUUGGCUGGAGUCCUCCCAAGAAGCUUUCUCCAGACGCUCUUGAGGGAAUUCGUCAUUUGCAUGCUGUGGCUCCAGAUCAAUUCACGACCCCUGUUCUCGCGGAACAGUUCAAAGUGUCACCAGAGGCGAUUCGAAGAAUUCUCAAGAGCAAAUGGCGUCCUUCCGUGGACGAGCUAGAGAACCGACGCCAGCGAUGGGAAAAGCGACAUGAUCGAAUCUGGAGCCAUCUUUCGGAACUGGGAUUGCGACCGCAUACCAAGCUUACGGAUGAACUCAGCGAUGCGAAGGCAUUGUUGUAUAAGAAUAGUAAUCGCGACAGCAAAAGUGAGGAGUAAUUAUGUUGACUGGACACCAUUGGCACGGUUAUGCGCUGUUGAAUCAUCUGUAUAUUAUUAGGUUCAUGUUCUGUACAUUAGUAACUAUAUAAAACCUAUCUUCCAC